Messenger RNA from Acaulospora colombiana, 630 nucleotides. Lineage: Eukaryota; Fungi; Glomeromycota; Glomeromycetes; Diversisporales; Acaulosporaceae. The record is from the annotation of a GenBank genome assembly.
AUGAGGACAUUUGAACAGAAAUCUGAUGAAGUAAAGGUGGGCUUAAUUGCAAUAACACCUUUGCCGGCCAACUCAGAAGGGAAACAUACCGUUGCUAAAUGGCUUAUUUCCGAACACGGGUUCACUUUAGUCUCUCUGCGAGACAGUGGCUGCGCGGCUCAAGACGCAAUGCUUUUCGAAGGACCCAACGAACUUUUACUACACGUCACGAAAAAUUGGAGGAGUAAUUUUGUGACUUGCAACGUUGAAACAAACGAAAUUUUGGAACUCUACAGUUUAACUAAUCCCUUGGGUGAAAGUUUUCAGGAGCUACACCGUCCAGAACAGACACUGGAAGAAUUCGUGAAAGAAGAUGAUGAACGACUUUUUCAAUUGGAAAAAGGUGAACACGGAAUUUCAAAGCGCACUACUCAUGACGUGAUAAUUCAGGCCGACCUCACCAUAAUUAAUUCGUACCCGACACUGGCGAAGUUGUACUCUCAUCUCAAGAAGCUUGAUAUCACCAACUCAGAAAGAUUGAGACCAUCUUGGGAAAAUUAUUUCAUGCACCUUUCGGACCUAGCGGCAUUAAGAUCAAAUUGUAUGAAGCGUCGGACAAAAGCGGAUUUCAUGGAACUUCCAUCUGAUUAA